AACUGUUCCACUCAACGGGCAUAGUUGAGUUGCGGACAAACUAUCGUUUGAAGAGGUGGGGCUGAUUGGCUCAUUCUGUCAUUGCGCGCGAAUCGAGUGUUCGGAAUUCAAACAUUGUCAAUUGUGUUCGAAAUUUGAAAUGUUUUUGUGAACAUUAGUGCAAGUGUUCGAAAAUGUCGUCGUUACAUUCUGAUGAUGAUCAGGAGGAGAUAAAUGUAGAUUCUGACAGCAGACUUUCCGGCCAGUGCGACAGAAGUGGUUCCGAAGACCAUGACUCCGACUACCACGACAGAUACCGCGACUCACCCCAUAUCACCGAAACCCAACCGCGGGUCAACUUACCAUUUAGCAUAUCGAGACUAUUAGGAAAACAAUUUGACAUAGACAAACGUAAUUCUGGUGAGAGUGACGAAAGAAGUGAUCAGGACACAGAGUCUGAAAGUGCCAGGGAUGAUGGGAAGGACAAUUUAGCUUUGAAUUUCGCCCAUAACCCUAUGUAUACGAACUCUGGGUUAUUGUUACGGCCCGGGUUAGGUAUUGGUGGUGGGUAUGGGUUUUCCAGCAACCCAGGGGUUGUGAGGGUGCCAGCUCAUAGAGCCUUGGGUGCGUUGGGGGCUUGGGGGGUGGCUCUGGAUCCUAUGAGGCAGGCAGCCGCCGCGGCCUUUGCACACCAAGUUGUUAAGGAUAGAUUAAAUGCAUCGUUUCCAAUCACCCGACGGAUUGGUCAUCCGUACCAGAACAGAACUCCACCGAAGCGCAAAAAACCAAGGACCUCCUUCACAAGGAUGCAGAUAGCUGAAUUAGAAAAGAGAUUUCACAAACAGAAGUAUUUGGCUUCAGCGGAAAGAGCCUCCCUCGCUAAGACCUUGAAGAUGACCGACGCUCAAGUCAAGACCUGGUUCCAGAAUCGACGGACGAAGUGGAGACGCCAAACAGCUGAAGAGCGUGAAGCGGAACGUCAAGCAGCUAACCGCUUAAUGCUUUCACUUCAAGCUGAAGCGCUAAGCAAGGGUUACAUCCCCGAACCACCACCCGGUGCAUCGCUGUCAGCGCUUCAUUAUCAACAGAACGCCGCACCUCCCGCGUCCAAUACAGCGUUAAGCGCAUUACAGAAUUUACAGCCAUGGGCCGGGAACCAUGGCUCUUUUAUAAACCCUCCUAAUACAGCGCCAACAGCGCAUCCACCGCCUGUCGCGUCACCGAUUUGCUGAAUUCGUUCUAAAUUCAAAAAGUUUUUUUUUAUCCUAUGAAAAGAGGUUUUAUUCCAUGAUACAGUUCCAUAAAAUGGCCGAGUCUACGUUUAGUGUCAAAGUAGGCAAUAGCUAGUGAUGAAAUAUUUGCUACAUUAUGAAAUGUUCAAACCAAUUUGGUACUAUCUGGCUAAGACAUAAAUUGUAGCAUUCAGAUAACUCAAUUACUGUAAUAAUGAUUUUAAUAUGUACCUAUGUAUAUGUAAUAUUAUUUUAAUAUAAGAUCUGCUUUAAGUGAUAUCAUUUUUAAUAAUAUGUAUCGCAUUCUUGUAAAAAUGUGUAAAUAGCCUUAGUACUUAAUAUUUCGUAAAAGCUAGUGCUUAGAAACGGCUCUACCGUAUUUAGUGAAAUUUUAUACUAUUUAAAUGUGUAUAUUACGAAAACAGUAUUACUAUAGUUAUUAGAUAUUACAAUCCUACAUAAUCAAUAAAAGUUUGAUAUUUAAAGUGUAAAUAACAUAAUAUUAAUGUAUGAUAUAGAUUAUAAAGUAAAAUUUUAUCGUAUUUAAAUUCGUUUUACAUGAAUUAUUGAGAUUGCGAAAACCUGCUUAGAUUCCGACAAUUCAGUUUGCAAAAUAUGUAAUCAAUAAAAUAUAAUUCAAAUAAAACUGUUAGAAGGAAAAAUAUUUC
Molecule: messenger RNA, 1879 nt
Organism: Pieris napi
Lineage: Eukaryota; Metazoa; Arthropoda; Insecta; Lepidoptera; Pieridae
Gene: C15
Product: T-cell leukemia homeobox protein 2
Exons: 3
Coding region: 174-1211 (345 amino acids)
Biological process (GO): regulation of transcription by RNA polymerase II; animal organ development
Cellular component (GO): nucleus
Molecular function (GO): DNA-binding transcription factor activity, RNA polymerase II-specific; RNA polymerase II cis-regulatory region sequence-specific DNA binding
Source: RefSeq, a predicted model, not a curated record